UUUUUACUGCAUUCUGCUCAGCAACAAGCACUGCUAGAAUCAGUUGCCCGUUCAUCACUUGGAAUUUCAGAGCAUUUCAAACCCUAAAUCUUUACGUAGGGAAAAAUCAAAGCUUGCAUAACAGAAUCCCAGUUUUGGGUAUGUUUUGGAGAAGAGUGAUUGCAGGGUGCGCAUCGGGCCACCCGUUGCGCAUGUUAGCAAGUCAGUCUACGGCCACUCAAGCCAACGGCGGCGCGGCCUCCGCCGUGAACUCUAUAUUGCUCCGCUCCCUCAAAGAUCACUACUUAGAAGUCUCCAAAAUGACGCCUCCCCCUAAAGUGAGCCCUCCUUCACCAUUUACAAUAGUGAAAGGUGCACUUGACUCCAACGGCCCAGUUCUCAAGCGAACCUAUGGUAAUGAGGAAAUCAGCAUCUAUGUGAUGCGGUUGGCUCACGUUGUUUCUGGUGGUGGGAACGAGGAAGAUGAUGAUGGGAUCAAUCAGUUAUUUCUUCAUGUCAGUGUCUCAAAACCUGGCCAAGAUAACUCAUUGCACUUUCUUUGUGGGUUGUAUCCGGAUGCCCUGGGAAUUCACUCUGUUUCUAUGAGGCCAAAGCUUGAGAUGUCUGAGUUUCUUGUUGAACCCUCGAAAUAUAAUGGUCCUAUGUUCCAAGACAUCGAUGAAGGGAUGAGAGAUGCAUUUCACAGCUACAUCGAAGUGCGAGCUAGUAUUGCUGUGGAGUAGAUGAGUUGGAUCCUUGAAGGUUUUGAUAUCAGAACCGUCCAAGCCUAAGGAAAUAUUAGUUUCCAUUAUUAAGCUGCUCGGAUGAAGAGGGAAGCUUGCCAGUAGACUCUUGGUAUCUUAGCAAAGUGGAGGAGUUAAUAAGGAGCCACGACCAAAGGAUGAGAGAUUUUGUAGCUGAAACCUGCAAUUCUCUUGAUGUUGACCUAGAUGCUAAGACUUCUUAGCUUUAAAAAACCUAGAGUUGCAAGAUUUGAGCCGUUGUUGAAUCUGAUGUGAAUUAUGUAUCGUGUAGCUUCAUUCAGGUAUCUUGCUACCCAUUGUGAAUAUCUGUUGUUCCAUAAUCCAACGAGAUUAUGUAGAAACAUACAACUUUUGCCUGGUCCAGUGCAACCAGUAUGGCAUCCAACCUACACGUACAAUCAGGUUAGCAUUGAUUUAUGUCCCAAAUAUUUAGGCCACUCGCUGAACUUUUUGUUUUAUGUUUCAUUUUCUUCGUAGCAUGCAUGCUAUCCUCUAUUU
This is a messenger RNA of Carica papaya (papaya), 1241 nucleotides long. Its product is annotated as Mitochondrial glycoprotein family protein. Lineage: Eukaryota; Viridiplantae; Streptophyta; Magnoliopsida; Brassicales; Caricaceae. Gene Ontology annotation, cellular component: mitochondrial matrix. The record is from RefSeq and is a predicted model, not a curated record.